This is a messenger RNA of Thunnus maccoyii (southern bluefin tuna), 2986 nucleotides long. It is a transcript of the gene wdr75, whose product is annotated as WD repeat domain 75. Gene Ontology annotation, cellular component: nucleolus. The transcript is spliced from 21 exons. Gene Ontology annotation, molecular function: RNA binding; protein binding. Gene Ontology annotation, biological process: positive regulation of transcription by RNA polymerase I; positive regulation of rRNA processing. The record is from RefSeq and is a predicted model, not a curated record. Lineage: Eukaryota; Metazoa; Chordata; Actinopteri; Scombriformes; Scombridae. The coding region runs from base 88 to 2604 and encodes 838 amino acids.
UCACCAACAGCCGCUAAUAAAGGAGCGAAGAAGAAGAAGAGGAAGCGGAGGCAGAGGUCAGAGGUGAAAGUUGAACCAAGUGAAAACAUGGUUGAACACGGGGACAUCCGCGUGGUUCACCGAGGUGGCAGUAAAAUAAACUUCAGGGAGCCUGUCAUCACCACCGACUCGAAGUUCCUGCUAUGCGCCUCAGGAGAAUGUGUGAAGGUGUUCAGCACCUCCACAGAGGAGUGUAUCCACGACCUGCGGGGUCACACAGACCUGGUCACAGGUGUGCUGCUCAAACCCUCCAACCACCUGCAGGUCUACUCUUGCUCAGCAGAUGGCACUGUCCGCCUUUGGGACUUCACAGACGGGAUUCUCAUUAAGACUUAUGUCAUUGGAUGCCCGAUUUACUCCAUCUACGCCUCAGCAAACCAUGAGGGAGUCAUCUUCAUCGUUACCCCCGUGCUAACUGACAAAAGAUCCGAGCUGUUCCAGCUGGUGGCGGUACAUCUGCCUCAGAGUGGAGAUCAGCUGGUGGAGGCCCGAGAGUUUUCUGCCGUGCUCAGCGACGUCAGCUCCAACCCGGAGGCCAUCGCCUUCGGCAGAGGGGGGGAAUUUAUCGCCUCAGCUAAAGGUUUGCAGCUGGAGAGCUAUUUCUUCAAGAAGCAGAAGUCAUACAGGUUUUCCCUCAAAGAAGACAACAAGAAGGGAGGCAAGAACACAUUCACAUGCGUCGCCUGUCACCCGCAAGACGACUGCAUCGCCACGGGCCACGCGGACGGAAAGAUUCGCUUGUGGAGAAACUUUAACCACAAGAAGGAGUACACGUACUCGACUCUUCACUGGCACCACAGCGCCGUCAGCUCGCUGCGCUUCACCCCAGAAGGAACCAACCUGCUGAGCGGAGGCGUGGAGUCGGUGCUCGUCCAGUGGAGAUACAAUCAAGAGAGCCAGCGGGACUUCCUGCCCCGCCUGGGCGCCACCAUCACACACAUCGCUGUCUCACCUGACGGAGCUCUGUUCUGUACCUCACACGCAGACAACAAAAUCACGAUCAUCCAGAGUUGUGUGAAAGUGUCGGCGGUCAUUCAGGGUCUGGUCAAAGGAGAAAGUGUCAGAUCAGACCUGAUGGUGGAUCCGCGCAGCAAAGCCCUGGUGCUGAACGGGAAACCGGGCCACCUGCAGUUUUACUCGCUCCAAAGAGACAAACUGCUGUUCAACCUGGACAUUGUACAGCAGGAGUACAUUCAUGAGUCGGGCCUGCAGCAGUUCGAGGUGGUGAAGGCGGCUUUCGAUGCCUCUGGCAACUGGCUGGCAACGGUCGAAGAGAGAAAACAGAAAGCAGCUGAGCUGGAGCUGAAUUUAAAACUGUGGGCAUUCGAUGAACAAACACAGAGUUUUGUGCUGAACACGACCAUCUCGGCCCCCCACGAGGCCCGGAUUACAGCCAUGUGCUUUUGCCACGCUGCCGACAGCCAGACCACCAUGCUGGUCUCCGCCAGCAAAGACGGGCACUUCAAAGCCUGGCAGCUGGCCGCCCCAGCCCACACAGAGGAUGAAGGUCCAUCCUGGUCGUGUGAUUUCGUCGGAGCCUAUCACAGCCUGGCGCCUGAAUGCUGCUGUUUCUCAGCCGAUGGCUCUCUGUUGGCCGUCAGCUUUCAGGAGGUGGUGACUGUGUGGAGCCCGGCCUCCUGGGAGCUCCUGACAACUCUGUCCCAGCCGCCGGGAGCUAUCAGGGAUCUUUGUUUUGGGCGACUGAGCUGCUCCAAAUAUCUGCUGGGAACUACAACGAAGAACCUGCUCUGCUGCUGGAAUCUGCUCACCUGCUCCUUGGAGUGGAGCACCUCCAUGGACGUCAGCCUGCUGCUGGCCGACCCCGUCUCUGAGAACAUCACUGCCUUCUGCUUCCAGGAAGGAUGCACCGACUUGUUUGUCUUUAAGCCCAGCGAGCCUCGGCCGCUGUUUUCCCAGAAGGCCGUGUGUUCGGGGAAAGUGACGCGCGCUGUCUUUGCCCCGAGGGACGAGAUGUUGGAGAGCUGCGAGGAGAGCAGCCAAUGGCUGAACUGCUCCCAGCUCUACUUCCUCACUCAGUACAUGGACCUCAUGACCUUCACCACCAAGGCGGAAGAGGAGCGACUGAUGGCGUCCAGCAAACAGCUGGUGGUUGAUGACAGCGUCGCCAUGACGCCGUUCUACCUGUUGCUGGGGAAACACCGGCAGCAACAAGAGGAGAAUCAAGACUCGCUGAGCGUCCUGUCCGCUGAGCGAGAGCAGCUCCCUCAGGGCUCCGUCGCUGUCAAGGAGCUCCUGCAGACGCCGGCACACGUCCUGCCCUCCACCUCUUUCCUCUGCUCCAUGUUCGUACAGUCUCUGCUCAUCUCCGUCACAGACACCAGGGAGGAAAAACAACAUGCGGAGGAGGAGGAAAUGGAGAGCGAGAAAGAGGAAGAGGAUUCAGAGGAGGAAAUGGAGUCCAGUACCUCGAGACCGAAGCAGGCGUCAGUUGGAGGCCAAGCAGCGGAGUCUGCAGCCCCCCCUCUGACAAAAGCUCAGGUCAGAGAGCUGAGGAGGGUGAAGAAACUCGACCACAGCUGGCUCAGCAGCGUCCUGGACUGCUAAACAUGAUCUUGUAAAAAGACACUUGCAGAGAUACAGUGCUUAUAGGAAGUGUGACCAUCCACCAUGGAUUUUUUUUAUGUUUUAUUGUUUUACAACAGUGGAUCUCAUUUGGAUAAAAAAAUACAGAAGCAAAAAAAAGUGUCAAAUCUGUGCAAAUAUGUUAACAGAAAAUACUUGAUAGUAAAGUAUUCGUCCUUUUCACAACAGUAUUGUUUUGUUCAUCUGACAAAUAUAUAUCAGUGUGAAUGAAAAUAACAUUUUUCUCUGUAAAACUGUUAUGUUUCAUGAGGAAAGUGUGUGAACCACAAACAGGACUGGCUUGAGGUCUGGACUCUUGUUUCAUGUUUUGGGGUCAUUGUUAUAAAUCUUCUCUUGAGUCACA